AUGAUACAAAUAGAUGGUGAAAAUAACAUCUCAACCAUACGAUCCUUGAAACGAUCUAUUUCGCCUGAUUUUUCAUUAAUUCUCGAACGUAAAAGCAAAACCGGCAAAUUCCAAGUGCAAAAAAAUAAUGGUAAUAAGGAAAAUCUUAUUAAACGUUUUCAUUCCGAUUUGGUUUUCACAAAACAUUCAUCAUUUAUCGUCAAAGAAAAACCUGUGAAAAAAUCUUGGUAUCAAUCACAUCAACUAUGGUUGAAUCUCAUGAGAAAAACUCAGGAUAAAACAUAUCAAUGUCGUGUGAACUUUCUCGAUUCACAUCCGUCAAUAACAGCGAAAAUGCGAAGUGUUCUGUUUGAUUGGUUAAUCGAAGUCAGCGAAGUUUAUCAUCUUCAUCGUGAAACGUAUCAUUUAUCCAUUGCUUACAUUGAUCAAUAUUUAUGCCAAAAGAAAAACUUAGCAAAAAGCAAAUUUCAAUUAGUUGGUAUCACCGCUCUGUUUGUUGCCGCAAAGAUCGAAGAAAUUUAUCCACCACGUUUAUCGGACUUUUCCUAUGUGACCGACAACACGUGUGCUGAAGAAGACAUUCUUGAAAUGGAAUUGGAACUAAUGAAUACACUGAAUUGGCAUAUAAGUCCAGUAACAUCAAUCACUUGGUUGUUAAUUUACUUGCAAGCUGAUCGCGAACUUGAAAGUUUGGCAGAUGAAAACCAACGAUCAGUUAACAGUGUAAUUCUUCAAAAUUCGAUUUUGACUAAAGUCCAUCGAUCUAAAGAGUUUCUUCAAACAUUUUCAUUGGCUGUUCGAUUACUUGAUUUAUGUUCGUUGGAUUUGGAAUAUAGUCAGUUUUCGAAACAUAUUCUUGCUGCAUCGGCUAUUCUUUUAUGCAGACCAAAUUGGCCACUGGAAAAAGUCACAAGUUUAACUGAUGAUGAUGUUUGUGUAUGUAAAGAAUGGAUGAAACCAUUCUCCGAAGUAUUGAUUAAUUCACCACCGACUUCGUCAACUCGGUUAGGUGCAGAAAUACCCAUGGAUGAAGUUUAUUCCAUUCAAAUUCAUGAUAUCUCAACCGAUUUAUUGGAGAAUGUCCACGAAAAACGUCCAAAAUUCGUUCCAACGAGUCGACCAUUUCGUGAUCUUCUCAAUCAUUUGUCUUGGUUGCCAGCUAUCGUUGAAAAACAACAUGAGAAAAAAGCAAUUAAUGAGCUCGUUCUCAUUGCUUAA
Molecule: messenger RNA, 1218 nt
Organism: Adineta ricciae
Lineage: Eukaryota; Metazoa; Rotifera; Eurotatoria; Adinetida; Adinetidae
Source: the annotation of a GenBank genome assembly